AUGACUGAGAAUGGAAGUACGGAAGAGAUUUACGUGUCUAGAAAUCUGGAACGAGUUUGGGUAUGCUUUCACUGUUAUUUUUCGAUUUUAUUUUUGCUUUAAACUUAUGUUAUUCAUUAACUUUUGGGAGUUAUUAAACCAUUUUUCUUCAGGGAAUUGUCAAAUUCAAUCCAAACUUUGCGGAAUUAAUCUACAACGAGCCUGAAUGUGUAAUAGAGAAGUUGAACAGGGUUUGCAAUCUCAAACUAUCAAAAGCUGUAAGUUUUAAUUAAAUUUAUAUUUAUGUUUAGGAUGUUACUAUUGAAAGACUGAUCACCGAAGCGACAAAUCUUCUGAAGGCUCCGCCAGCUGUUAGACAUGGUUACUCUCUGUAUAUACGAUUUGACAUUCAUUCCAAGACAAAGUUAUUCAGUGGGUUUUACCUGGUCGAACGAAACCUGGAGCUUCUGAAGGAGAACUUUGUGUUAGAACUGACACCAGCUCCGGUAGGUGACUUUUAUGGUUUAUAUUUGUUUGGAUUUUAGGAUUAUUAUGUUGAGAAGGUAUUGGAUGCCCUGAAGGAUGGUAAUGAUGUUGUAAAUACGUUGAAGAAAGUCUCUAAUGCACUGAAUGACCAGUUUUUCUUUGAAAUUUGGGUACACAAGGUGGAAUUUAAGAGGGUUUUGCAGAUUUUCAUUGAUUCUUAUGAAUUGUAAGUAAUUUACAUUGAUUUAACUAUUAUUUUUGUUAUUUUUCUGUUUUUUUAAAUCUGUGUUCAGGAACAUUAGCAUUUUAGUGUAUCCGAAAACUAUCAAGCCCACUUGAUGGAGUACGUGUCUAAAGCUUCUGAAUUUGAUUGGUCACAGGUCGAUAGGGGUGUAAUUAUGUCAGCUUUACAUUUACUUGACAUAGAUAAUGUUUCAAGGCUAAUGUCGUCUUUUGUCGUUACUUUAUUUCAAUAUGUCGUCGAUAAACUGUAAGAUUUUACUUAUUGUUCUAAAAUAAUUAUGUUUAAAGAAUUAAAAUUGUAUUUAGUUUUAAUUUUUCCUGUUAUUUUAUUAUAAAGUAUGUUAUCUUAGUUUAAUGUCUACAUCAACAUAAUUUCAGGCCAGAAUACCACGAUUUCCUAUCAGAAAAGCUGGAUUUCGAAAAGAUUUUGAAUCUUCUGUUACAUUCCGAGCAAACUUACUACUACUCAUUUGUAAGGGUGCUGUUCUUCCUCUGGCAAAUGGCUGAUGAGAUUACGUUCGAGCAACUUAAAGUAAUAUCUUGUACAGAAAAGUGGGUACAAUGUUUUAAGCCUAUAGUGGAGAAUGUUGCUCAUUAUCAACAUAUGAAAUUGACUCAGGAAUUGAGCAAGUUGUGUGCUGGAAGAAUGGCAUAUUUGACUGAAAAAUCAAAAAUUCGGCCGAAUAUUGAGAAUGUCAACAGGAUUACAGUGAGUUUUCGGUAAAAUACGGUGUUCUGUGGUAAAAAUAUGGAAACUUGUUUAGUUUUCUGGAAGUUUUGGAAUCUUUGGAUUGUUUAUGAAGUAUUUUAUGAUCAGUUUUAAUUAAAAAAUAUGUAUUUAUAGCACUUUUGGACUAAAAAUCUUUAGAAAACAAUGAAAUUUUGCUAUUUGUAAUUAAAAAUUUUAGAAUUGUUACCUAAAACGCAGUAAACUUUUCUUUUAGGAUUUGAUUUUUUCUUUUAGGAUUUGAUAAGAAACAUUGGUGAGAUAUCUCCGUCGUCUAGCUACAGGCUUUCCAAGAGUGUAGCAGCUGAAUUCUCUCUGGCAAGAGAUAGCAAAACGUUUGAAGCUGCACUGUGCAAAACUCCACCUGGACUAAUGGCGAUUGAAUUUAUUGAAUCAGCUUUGUCUGACGAGGAUCAAGAGCUUUUUGACGUGGGUUUGGGCUUUUCGUUCUUUAGGCUAUAUUGGCGUUUUUAAAAUUUAAAAAAUUUUAAUUUAUAAAAUUUUGUUUUUUUGUAUUUUUUAAAUCUAUAGUACUAGAGAAGUGCUUAAACUAAUUUUUUGAAAGUUUAAAAGCUUUAAUAUACUUUUUUUCAGCUAGCCACAAAAGGCCCGUUGUGCCCUGAAGACUGGUGCAUCACAAUGUCGGACUUGAUCUCGAAAACCUUUAAAACAAUGAAAAACACGACUGGAGGCAUGCGGCUCUGUCCUCUAUUCCUACUAGAAGCCAAUCCCUUGCCUCAAUUUCUAAAAUCAUUGGCAAUUUUGUUCAAUCAAACCUGGUUAGAGGUCAAUAACAAGAAGGAGAGUGUGAAGAAUGUGUUGGAAGUGACUCAAAUCAAGAUCAGAAGUUGUUUGGAGACAUAUCCAUUAACUGUAGCUGAAUGGAGUCGCUAUUUCCGAGAGCAUUUUGAUUCUGAAUUUAGUAGGAAUGAAGUGGAAUUGUUAAAACAAGGAAGGAAUGAUUUGGAAAAGAGAUGGAGAAGGUGAGGAUAUAGGCUUAUAAGUGUGGUAAACUUUGGUAAAGACAGUGAAGUUGCCAUUUUAAUAUACUAAUCAUACUUAUGCAGUCAUAUUACUAAAUAUAUUUACACUUUCAAUGUAUUUUCAGAGCCCUAUCAGACCAACAGCUACCAAAUAUCAAGAGUAUUAUCAAAGAAACCUACUCAAAACCUCUAAAACAAGGUAUUGUGUUACAAAAACUGCCGAAAGAUAUCGACCGGUUGUUGGAAAGAGAAACUUUGAAGAAGGAAGACAAGUUGCAGUACCGACGUUGGAGGUUAAGCACGUUUGAAGAUGUGUUGUUUUACAGAGAUUGUACUGAAAAUGGAGAAGAUAUUAAGAAUGGGGAAAAGGCUGGGAGUAAGUUUGUGAAAAAGGGCUUGAAAUGGCUUUGAAAUUUGAAAAAAGUGAAGGGUUUUUUUUUAAUUUUGGUUUUUUGUUACAUUCUCUUUGCCGUAAUUCUGUGCUUCCCAACUCCGAAAAUUUGCUUUGAGAGGGGCAUAGUAUUAUUUGAACAGCCUAAUAAAUACAUCCUUUCAUACUUAAACUCUGUAUAUAGACUAACAUAACAAAAUUUCAGUCAGAAUCGAUGAAAUCAAGCACAUUAUCCAUGGACCCGAUUUCCUAGCUCAUGCGAAUAUUAGUAAAUUCGAAAAUCUGAGCUUCCAGUCAGGUAUCUUCAACUCGCUAAAGAAAAGAAAGUCUCACCCAUUAACAAUGCCGAAAGGUCUAGUCUUACAGACAGUGGAAGAUACCUACGAAAUGAUAUGUGAUAACGAAGAUAUUUUGGGGAAAAUCAUUAAAACUUUGAAUAUUUUGUGUUGCAAAAAGUAUCCUGAGCGUGAUGUGAGUUUGAUGGACGUUUAUUAGCGUUGGGAGGUGUAAUAUAGGGCUUUGAUCAAGCUUCGGGGGUAAGGGGAGCUGGUUUUUGGGUCAGGUUGAUGUUUAGGCAAGCUCUUAAGGCUAAAAACUUGAUGUUAUCACUAUCCUUUUUUGGGUUUUUUGUUUAGAAAAGCCAGUCUUUACGGUUUAAAACGAUGGUUUUUGUAAAAUUCGUUAUCUCUGAUAGUUUUUCAAUCAAAAAAGUAAAAUUUCAUUGCUAUUUCAGGUCGAAACUUUACUGAACAUUCAAGUCGAGACUCGCCUAUUCAACCUUAAGGUCUUGAAGUUGGAAAAGGUCGGACCGCCAAAGGAAGCGGAACAAAACUCAGCCAAAACGGCCAAAAUGUCAACUACUGCAAUAUUAUCAGAAGUGUUACCCAAGUCUAGUACAAUAUCUUCGGAACUGGCAUCGAAGACUACAACAAUAUCGUCAGAACCCUUACAAAAGCCUUCAAUCGUAGCAAGCUUUCCGAAAUCGUAUUACGACUGGAUCCCGAAAGACUACCAUAACAUGAUCAACCCGAAAAAAGUAUUAAGACUGAACCACAAGAAGGCAACAAUACCUAGCUUUAACAAAAAUGUCACUGAAGUAACAUAUGACUAUGAUCUUGAACACGAUUCCUCAUCCGACAGCUCUGAUCUGUGA
Molecule: messenger RNA, 3962 nt
Organism: Bursaphelenchus okinawaensis
Lineage: Eukaryota; Metazoa; Nematoda; Chromadorea; Rhabditida; Aphelenchoididae
Source: the annotation of a GenBank genome assembly